Molecule: messenger RNA, 1290 nt
Organism: Homalodisca vitripennis (glassy-winged sharpshooter)
Lineage: Eukaryota; Metazoa; Arthropoda; Insecta; Hemiptera; Cicadellidae
Product: piggyBac transposable element-derived protein 2-like
Exons: 1
Coding region: 1-1290 (429 amino acids)
Source: RefSeq, a predicted model, not a curated record
AUGCCUAUUAGCAAUGUGCGAUUGUACUGGAACAGAUCUAUAUCGAUAUCUUUGUUUGUAGAGACCCUACCACUAAAUGUAUUUGAGAAGAUCAGACAGUUUCUGCAUUUCAACGAUAAUUCUCUACUAGUACCAAGAAACGAACCUGGCCAUGAUCGGAUGCACAAAAUAAGACCUGUGAUUGAAACCAUACGGAAGAGAUUCAAUUCUAUUCCAGUGGAGGAGAGAGUUGCAUGUGAUGAACAGAUGUGCUCGUCAAAAGCCCGACAUUUUCUCAUUCGUUACAUGCCAAAAAAACCUAAUAAAUAUGGUUUUAUUCUGUAUUUACUGUCAGGUAUGUCUGGAUUUUCGUAUAAUUUUGAGGUGUACACUGGCCAGGAAGGAGAAGAGGAAAGGCUGCCUAAUGAACCCGACAUCGGAGCAACCGGUAAUACCGUUGUGCGUCUUACCAGAAUCCUCAAACCUCACCAGAAUCAUAAAAUAUAUUUUGAUAAUUAUUACACCUCAAUUAGCCUUUGUGACUACUUGUUGUCCCAGGGUGUACAUUGCGUUGGAACCGUACGAACAGAUCGUAUACCAGACUGUCCGCUUCCUGACAAAAAAACUCAAAAAUCCAUGGUAAGAGGCCAAUCAGUGGAGUAUGUGGGUGAAAUGAAGAAUGGGAAGAUAGCAGCAGUAUCCUGGAAAGACAAUAAGUGUGUCAACCUCCUGUCAACAUUUGCAGGGGUUGAACCAGAAACAAAAGUCAGGAGAUAUGAUAGAUCUCGAAAAUUGCAUGUGGAAGUGAACUGUCCUAGUAUAAUAUCUGAAUACAACAGACAUAUGGGUGGAGUUGACCUCCUGGAUAGUCUCCUUGGGAGAUAUAAGAUAAUCCAGAGAAGCAAGAAAUGGUACAUUAGACUGUUUUAUCACCUGCUGGAUUUAACUGUUGUAAAUGCAUGGUUAAUUUACGUCCGGGUCCACAAAGAAAGACAAGAACCACACCUAAAACUAGCUAUGUUCCGGUUACAACUAGCUCAAAGUUUAUGCAAAUUCGGAAUGACAACAACACCAACAAGAGGCCGCCCCUCACUUGCCAGCAAGAAACCUAAGAAAGCUGUGGCUUGUUCUGGUCCUCCUAAAGAAGUCAGAUUGGACAACAUUGGACACUGGCCAGACCAUACAGAAAAAAAACAGCGUUGUAAAAUGGAACAGUGCAAGGGGUUUACUGUUAUAAAGUGUGUUAAGUGUACAGUUCCAUUGUGCUUAAACAAAACAAAUAACUGUUUUGUCAAAUAUCAUACUCUUUGA